UAUCCAAUUUUGAUCAUAGUGCUUGGAUCACUCUAGGACCAAAAUAUGAAGCAAAAGAUAUCUUAAUAGAUAUUUUAGCACAAAUAUAUCCUAGUGAAGAAAAAAUACAAAUGAAAGAAGAUGAUGAGUUAGUCACAAAGUUAUGUGAAGAAUUAUCUAGUAAGAGAAUCUUGAUUGUGAUAGAUGAUUUAUGGAGCAAAGAGCCCUUGCAUCAUUUGCAAACAGUGUUCCCUAACAUCAAAGGCAGAGCUUUGGUGACAACUAGGUUAAGAGAAGUAACUAAAUGGGGAGAACAUGAUCGUGUUUAUAAAAUUCGGUUACUAGAUAAAGAAGAGAGUUGGUGUCUUCUUCGUCAAAAGGUGUUUCUUGAGGGAGUGUGCCCGCCUGAGUUAGAGAAAGCCGGGCGAAAAAUUGCAGAGGAUUGUGAUGGUCUUCCACUCCUAAUCCUCAAAGUGGCCGAGCAGUUACUCCAAGAGGAUAAGGAUCCGGAGUUCUGGGACCUUGUAGCCUCUGGGAAAGAAACUUCUGUGUUUGCGAACGCACAUGAUGAAAUAUCCGAGGCAUUGCUUCCGAGUUACAAGAGAUUACCACAACAGCUAAAAGCAUGCUUUCUCUACAUGGGAGUUUUUCGUAAAUGUUGUGACAUAAGUGCAUUCAAGGUUAAUGAUAAGUUCAAUGCCGAGGGUUUUCUCGAACAUAUUGUUUUCAAUUGUUUAUUCGAACUAGAGAGUGAGAGCUUGAUUAUGAUCCAAUCGAAUGCCCUCGGUUCCCUCACAAAAAGUUGUCGCCUCCAUUCUGUGUUUUGGCAUCUAUGCAACAGUGAAGCCGCGAAGAAUGGGUUUUUUCACGCCAUCAUUAGUUAUAACGAUUGUUUCGUGGAAAACAUGAAGAGUCAACGCAGGUUAUGCAUUCGCACUAGUGCUUUGCUGGGCUUAAAAAAUGUGCAUGCCUCAAUGGCGUCCGUUGCAAGUGCGCGUUCUUUUUUAUGUAUGAGUCCACCUCAUCAAUAUCCGGUCCCCGUAAGUUUUGGCUUGAGGUUGCUUAGGGUUUUGGAUGCCCUAGCAAUCCGCCAAUACCAGUUCCCAGUUGAAGUGGUUUCGCUACUUCAACUGAGAUACCUUUCCCUGACCUAUUACGGUAGCCUGCCUACAUCAAUAUCCAGACUGUGGAAGCUUCAAUACUUGAUUGUGAAGCGGUACAUUAGCACCAACACAUCUUUGCUUUUGCCGAUGGAAAUUUGGGAUAUGAAGGAAUUGAGGCAUCUUGAGAUCAUGGGUGGGCAUAUACCUAACCCUCAUUCUGGUGAUGGUUUGCCAAGGCUCACAACACUUUGGGAUGUGAGUGCUCGAAGCUGCACGCGAGAGGUUCUUGAAAUGAUCCCAAAUUUGAAAAGGUUAGGAAUUCGAAUUGAACUAGCCCCUGAUGAUGAAGGUGAUUAUGUCUUUGAUCUCAUGAAUAAUACUUGUCACCUUUCCGGACUAAAAACACUUAAAUGUGUUGUUGUAAAUCCUCAAUUCGGAUCGAAGACGGUUCAUCCACCUCCACCAAUGUUCCCAUCAAGCCUCACAAACUUAACCUUGAGUGGUUUUGGAUAUCCUUGGAAAUACAUGAGUAUCAUUGGUAAAUUGUCAGUUGAAGUGCUCAAAUUGAAAAGUUAUGCAUUUCGAGGUCCAGUAUGGGAGAUUAAUGAAUCUUAUUUCAAGAACCUCAAAUAUCUUCGAAUUGAAGAUACAGAUUUGGUGUAUUGGAAACUCAAAGUUCCUAGUUUUACGCAAUUUGAGUGCCUUAGCCUUAGACAUUGCUACAAACUGAAAGAGCUCCCUAUUAUCUUAAAUUUGAAUAAUAAAGUGGAAAUAGUCGAUUGUAGCCCUUUUACUGAGAAUUGGGCAAACCAAAUGAGGCUAAAGGUACUUCCAUUCAAAUUGACAACCCAGCUUACGUGGAUAGGUCCAGAAGUUAAUGUUGCAGCUGAUCUCGAAGAAUGAGAAUUGAGGUGCUUGUUCAAAGGAUAGGAAGUUGGCUUGGUUAUCAUGUUUGCAACAAGAGUAUUCGAUUGUGUUUGGUUCAUUUUAAUAUAAAAAUUCUUGUUAGUUUCCAUUGAAAAAUUGAGUUUGUUUUGGCUUGUAUGAAUAUUAACAAUAGUUGACAAUUUGUAACUUGAUUUAGUGUGCUUUUGUGAUAUUGAUACGGGUGAACCCGUAACCAGACGGUGGAACCCGAGCAGCCAAACUUCGAUACAACCAGCCACGGAGGAGAGGUGUCCAGGUCGACCGAAGAGGGUAUCGAAGAGGCCAGAUAAAUAUAGAGAUUAUGUCUCUCGGUAGUUAGUCAGUUUUAGUAUAUUGAGUUGUAUUAUUUUGUGUUAUUUUUGUUUUGGGCUGAACGCUAUAUUAACUUUUGGGUCGAGCAAUUUAAAGGCUCCUUUUCGGGUUUUCUUUGUUGAUUCUUUCCCG
Messenger RNA from Salvia hispanica, 2453 nucleotides. The record is from RefSeq and is a predicted model, not a curated record. NCBI's taxonomy places the organism in Eukaryota, Viridiplantae, Streptophyta, Magnoliopsida, Lamiales, Lamiaceae.